Cucumis melo (muskmelon) is the source of this 1209-nucleotide messenger RNA. Its product is annotated as protein SULFUR DEFICIENCY-INDUCED 1-like. The record is from RefSeq and is a predicted model, not a curated record. The coding region runs from base 118 to 1071 and encodes 317 amino acids. Lineage: Eukaryota; Viridiplantae; Streptophyta; Magnoliopsida; Cucurbitales; Cucurbitaceae. The transcript is spliced from 4 exons. Gene Ontology annotation, molecular function: protein binding.
GGAGAGAGAGAGAAAGAGAGAGAGAGAGAGAGAGAGAAAGGUUUAUUACUUGGGAAUUUAGGAUUUUCCAUUGAAGAAGAAAAAGAAGAAGAAGAAGAAGAAGAAGAAGAGAAGAGAAUGAGAAUGAGAAUGAGAAUGAGGGUAGAAGAAGAAGAAGAGGAUUUAUCAAUUAGAGAGAAAGAUGAGGAAAUUAUGGAAGGAGGUAACUUAAAAAAGGGGUCAUCAAAAGAUGAACUUUUUCAUGUCAUUCAUAAGGCUCCACCUGGUGAUUCUCCCUAUGUUAGAGCUAAGUAUGCUCAGUUGAUAAAGAAGGAUCCAGAGAGUGCAAUUGCAUUAUUUUGGGAGGCAAUAAAUAAAGGGGACAGAGUAGAAAGUGCAUUAAAAGAUAUGGCUGUGGUUAUGAAGCAAAUUGAUAGAGCUGAAGAAGCCAUUCUUAUUCUCCAAACCUUUAGAUUUCUUUGCUCAAAACACUCUCAACAUUCUCUCGACAAUGUUCUUAUAGAUCUUUUUAAGAAAUGUGGGAGAAUAGAGGAGCAAAUUGAGUUAUUGAAGAGACAAUUGAGAAUGAUAUAUCAAGGAGAAGCUUUUAAUGGAAAACCCACAAGAACAGCUCGUUCUCAUGGCAAGAAAUUUCAAGUUUCUGUCAAACAAGAAACCUCUAGAUUAUUGGGAAAUCUCGGAUGGGCCUACAUGCAAAAGCCCAAUUACAUGAUGGCUGAAGCAGUGUACAAGAAGGCCCAAAUGAUCGAUCCAGAUGCGAACAAGGCUUGCAAUUUGGGCCUUUGUUUAAUAAAACAGGGCCGUCUCAAUGAGGCCACUUUUGUUCUCGAACAAGUCCAGCAAGCCCAAAUUCCGGGCUCUGAUGAAACAAAAGCCCAGAAACGGGCAGCUGAUUUGCUCACCGAAAUCAGGUCAAGGCAAUCUCUGCCCGAUUCUAUUGAAUUAUUGGGCCUUAGUGUCGAUGUUGAUUUGCUUAAUGGGCUUGAGCUAUUGGUAAACAAAAAAGGCCCAUUUGGUAGGUCCAAGAGGCUUCCUGUUUUUGAGGAAAUUUCUUCAUUUAGGGAUCAAUGAGUAUAUGUUGAAAUAACUUUUUAAAUUUUUCUUUUAGGGAUUUUUUUAGUGGAUGGGGGUUGGUUGAUGUUUGCAUUUAGAAUAAUGUGUUUGGUCUUCCAUUUGUAGAUAAUGAAAAGUGGAAUUGUUUGAAGGAAA